Chaetomium strumarium is the source of this 1665-nucleotide messenger RNA. RefSeq lists its product as uncharacterized. NCBI's taxonomy places the organism in Eukaryota, Fungi, Ascomycota, Sordariomycetes, Sordariales, Chaetomiaceae. The coding region runs from base 290 to 1321 and encodes 343 amino acids. Gene Ontology annotation, molecular function: chitin binding. The record is from RefSeq and is a predicted model, not a curated record. The transcript has a single exon.
GUACACCACAACAAUGGCCCGGAUAGUGCGAGGUGCUACUGCUUGGCUUGUUUAUAUUAAUUCAAACGCUCCGUUUUGUGUAUCUGCUCACUCUUUGGCAAUCCGACCCUACCGCCAGGUUCCUGAAUUGAUAGCCGGCAACCGGAUACUAGCCAGACUGACAAGGACGAGGAUGGAGGGCUUCAAAUUACGCGCGACGUCCCCCAUCCCGCUGAUCUGCACCCUCCCUCCUCGCCGAUCCCGCAAGAACGUGGUCCCCUGAUUCGACUGUGACUGCUGUCGAAGAAAAAUGAAAUCCAUCCUCGUCGGCCUGGCAGCAGCAGCCGCCCUGUGCUGGACGGGCGCACUCGGUGUCGGUGCCAGCCCAGCCGGAGACGGGGAUGUCGCCGAGGUGGCCGCGAUGGCCGCCCGCCGACACCUCUCGCGACUCAGCACGCGGCACCGCAACAAUCACAACAACGCCACCAGCGACUUCGCCGAGCUCGGCCUGCGGCAGGACAACGGCCAAUGCGGCGCCCAGUAUGGCCGGUGCGCGGGUGACCUGUGCUGCUCCAGCUACGGCUUCUGCGGCGACUCGAUCGACCACUGCCACCCGCUCUUCGACUGCCAGCCCAGCUACGGCGUCUGCGGAUGGCCGAGGACGACCGCCGCGCCCACGCCAACGAGCACCACAUCCUCCACAACUAGUAGCAGUAGCACGCCUGCUCCCCCUACUACUACCACCAGCACCACGCCCACCACAACUAGUCGACCAACAACUAGCAGCAGCAGCAGCAGCACCUUCUCGGCCCCUUUACCUUCGGGCUCGCUCCAGGUGACCACCAACGGGCAGUGCGGUAACAACACGAUCUGCAUCGGCAACCCGAACUUCGGCCCCUGCUGCUCCCAGUUCUUCUGGUGCGGCUCGUCGCUCGACUACUGCGGCGCCGGUUGCCAGGGCGCGUUUGGCGCGUGUUUUGGCGUGCCCGGCCAGCCGGGGAAUCCGCCUACCAACGGCACUACCACCACCACUAGUGCUUCUUCGAGUACUACUUCAUCCGGCGGGAUUACUACUUCUCCUCCUCCUCCAAUUACGACGACGACGACGAGUACUACCAGCAGCAGGACAACAAGCACGACCACAUCGGCAUCGCCCACCGUCUCCAUCCCCGCCGGCAUGACCUCCAGCCGGGACGGGCGGUGCGGGAACAACGUGACCUGUCUGGGGUCCAACUUUGGGCGGUGCUGCAGCCAGUUUGGGUACUGUGGCGAUGGCGACCAGUAUUGUCCGUACAUUGUCGGAUGUCAGCCCGAGUUUGGGUACUGUGAUCCGCCCCCUUGAAAACUCUUUUUGACCUCUCUCAUUAAAAGGUUAUGGUGGAGAGGUUGUAUUGUCGCAAGGGGAGGGGGAGAAGAGGAGGAGGGAGGUGGUGGGAAUGGACGGGGGGUUUGGCGAGUCUGGGAAGUUGUUGUAGACUUAUUACUUGGGUGAUCAAAGAAUGCUAGUAGUACCUUAGUUGAUACUCUUACCUACCAGCUAGGUCUCCCAAGAUGAGCAGAUAGCGGCGGUAUAAAUUUUUUUUGAGUGCAACCUGGGAAGGAUGCUGCGAGUGAUGCCAAGAUGCCCAUGCGACUUUGGGAUCCUUUCUCCUUUUGGGUUAGUAAAUAAACACAGUGGCUGAAGAU